Messenger RNA from Nicotiana attenuata, 2742 nucleotides. Its product is annotated as protein FAR1-RELATED SEQUENCE 5-like. The coding region runs from base 94 to 2352 and encodes 752 amino acids. NCBI's taxonomy places the organism in Eukaryota, Viridiplantae, Streptophyta, Magnoliopsida, Solanales, Solanaceae. The transcript is spliced from 3 exons. Gene Ontology annotation, biological process: regulation of DNA-templated transcription. Gene Ontology annotation, molecular function: zinc ion binding. The record is from RefSeq and is a predicted model, not a curated record.
UUAGAUGACUGAAGCUCAGGCUCAGCGCUUGGAAAUGCAACUGAGCCACCGUAUGAAAGCUCCUCCUCCGUCGCUCUCCGUAGCCUUCGCGUUAUGGAAUCUCAACCCUUAAAUUUGGAAAACGAUGCAAUGGAGUUCGAUGUGGGUUCUGGUGAAGAAGAAGAAGAAGACUACAAGCACAUCUCAUCUGCCUUGGAUUCAGGAGACCAGUGCUCUUCUUCCGACCUAGAACCCUAUGAGGGCAUGGAAUUCGAAUCUGAGCAGGCUGCUCGAAUUUUCUACAAUUCCUAUGCACGCAGAGUCGGGUUUGGGACUCGGGUCAGUGCUUAUCGACGUUCACGUCGCGAUAACACUAUUAGUAGCCGCCAAUUGGUGUGUUCCAAAGAGGGCUUUAACCCUAGGCCUGAUGAACAACACAAACCCAGGCGUCAGCGAAUUGUCUCUAGGGUCGGUUGUAAGGCUCACUUGACUGUCAAGAAACAGGCUUCUGGUAAAUGGGCUAUUACUACAUUCGUCAAAGACCAUAAUCAUGAGCUUGUACCCCCUGAUCAAGUCCACUUGCUUCGAUCACAUAGGCAUGUCUCUGGUCCUGCCCGCAGCUUGAUUGAUACCCUCCAAGCUGCUGGUUUGGGCGCUACUCGUGUUAUGUCUGUCUUAAUUAAGCAAUCUGGUGGCAUUAAUAAUGUUGGUUUCACUAAAUCUGAUUGCCAGAAUUAUAUGAACCAAACCAGGCAGAGGACUCUAGGUACUGGUGCUCACUAUAUCCUUGAGUAUUUGAAGCAGAAGCAGGCUGAGGAUCCCGGUUUCUUUUAUGUUGUUCAAGGUGGUCCAUCAGGGAACAUCUUUUGGGCCGAUUCAACCUCCAGAAUGAAUUAUUCUUAUUUUGGAGAUACUGUUACAUUUGAUACCACUUAUAGGACUCAGCGAUUCCGGGUGCCUUUUGCCCCAUUUAUAGGAGUAAACCAUCACUGUCAACCAGUUUUAUUUGGCUGUGCCCUGCUUCUCAAUGAAUCAGAGUCAUCAUUCAUUUGGCUAUUCCAAAAUUGGCUUGCUGCAAUGUCUGGUCGCCAUCCUGUUUCUAUAACUACUGACCACGAUAGGAUCAUCAGGUCAGCAAUUGCAGACGUAUUUCCAGGCGCUCGUCACCGCUUUUGCAAAUCCAAUAUUUUUAGACAAGUACAGGAGAGGCUCGCGCAUUCACUCCAGUCAUUUCCCAUUUUUGAAGCAGAAUUCCAGAAAUGUGUCAAUUCGGCUGAGACAAUUGAGGAGUUUGAAUUGUGCUGGGAGUCCCUUCUUGGAAGAUACAAUCUCAAGGAUGACGAAUGGCUUCACUCGAUGUAUGAUGCUCGACAACACUGGGUUCCAAUUUACCUUCGAGAUACAUUCUUUGGGGAGACAUCUAUUGCUAAAACUAGUGACUGUACAAACUCAUUCUUCGAUGGAUAUAUAGAUGCAUCGACUAACAUUCACAUCCUAAUGACUCAGUAUGAAAAAGCUACUGCCAGUAGACAUGAGAAGGAGGUAAAGGCGGAGAAUGAUACCAUAAAUAUUUCUCCUAUUUUGAAGACCCCAUCUCCCAUGGAAAAACAAGCAGCUAAUCUUUAUACAAGGGAAAUAUUUUUGAUGUUUCAACAAGAACUAAUGGAGACUUUGGCUUACCCUGCAACUGUAAUUAAUGAUACAAGACCAGAUGUAGUGUAUCAAGUGGCAAAGUUUGGAGAGGACCAUAAAGUUCAUUAUGUCCAAUAUAAUGUCUUUGAGAAGAAAGCUAGCUGCAGUUGCCAAUUGUUUGCCUUUUUAGGUAUUCCAUGUAAGCACAUUUUAGCUGUUUUUAGAGUGAAAAACAUUCUGAGGCUUCCAUCUCACUAUGUACUAAAACGUUGGACAAGAAAAGCCAAGAGCGAGGUUGUAUUGGAUGAAGACGAUCUUGGAUUGCCAAGUAGUCAUAAUGAGUCCUUCACUGCCCGCUUUGAAAAGUUAAGCCUAGAAGCAACUAAAUAUGUCAAAGAAGGAGUGGAUUCGGAAAAUGUGUACAAAGUUGCUAUGGAUGCUCUACGUGAAGCUUCCAAGAAGGUUGCAGCUGCUAUGUGCAGUACUCCAGCACCACCGAAGAGUCUAGACAGGAACAAAGCAAAGGAAUUCAACUUGAAUGGAAAUCAAGCUGGCUGUGGUGACUCCUGCUUGGUGAGUCAAGAUGAGAAAAUUCUGGAAUUAACAACUGCUGUGGUAAAUGCAACUGAGAUAUGUGAAGCUUAUCGAGCAAAACUGUUGAGUAUAUUGAGAGAAAUGGAGGAGCAGAAGCUGAGAAUAUCUUUGAAGAUACAAAGUAUGAGGUUUAAUCAAAUGACUUGAGCUAUAGAAGGCACUUCAAAUUCUUUGUAUAUAUAUACACUCCAUUGGGGAAAAACUUGUGACUCCCAAGUGUCGCAAGUCCACUUUUUGCCUGUCAGGAUUGCAUGUGUUAUCAUCUUGCUAUGGAGGAGAAAUUACAAUGUAACAGUUUCCGUCUAUAUGGUUGAAUUAGAUCUGACCCGAGAGCUGUAUUUUGGUAGAGGGGGUAACUGGGUGUUGUACGUGGAUGAACUGCUUUUGUAUCAGCUACGCGGCCUUUUGUUCUUUACAAGUGAGGUAUUGAUUAAUGUCGAGGACUUGUCUUAUGUAUAUACGUCUAAUGAUAUAUGUAGGCAGCAGCACGGUAUUUUCUGAAUCCUUAUGCAAGGAAUCACAAAAAUAGUUCUUUCA